Molecule: messenger RNA, 781 nt
Organism: Rhagoletis zephyria (snowberry fruit fly)
Lineage: Eukaryota; Metazoa; Arthropoda; Insecta; Diptera; Tephritidae
Biological process (GO): chitin-based cuticle development
Cellular component (GO): chitin-based extracellular matrix
Molecular function (GO): structural constituent of chitin-based larval cuticle
Source: RefSeq, a predicted model, not a curated record
ACACUCUGCCUACUCGCUUCGGCUUAUGCCAAACCGCAGGGCUACAGCUAUCAAAAUCAGAAAAGCAGUUUCCAAAAUCAACAGAACAGCUUUCAAAUCAAACUCCCGGGUAUUAGUAGCAUAUCAGGCGCGCAACAACAACAACAACACAGCAGUUCUGCCGCAGUCGAAACUCCCAGCUUUCUGCAGCAGGCAUUACAAAAUACAAAACUAGCGCAAUCGCUCAUCAGCGCACCGCCCACCACCUACCUUCCACCCGUCACUGUGAGCGCGCCAGCACCUGUGCCUACCGCUGCAACGCCGAAUAACUUUUAUCAAGGCGCCCUUUUGUCGCAGGUAACACAACAACACUCUGGCUUUCAGCCAAGCCUUUUCUUACAACAACCCGCCCACCCAUCUUACGCGCAACAGCAAUAUCAACAAGGCAACUACGCACAAUCACCAUCUCUGGUAACCAAGGACAUUUAUGUGCAUGUAGCACCCGAGGAGCAGGAGGAACGCUACCAGCGCCCGGUAUUGCCGCCACCACCGCCACGCAAGCACUAUCGCAUUGUAUUCAUUAAAGCGCCAUCACAUAAGACCAGCGCUGCAGCCUUGCGUGUGAAUCAAGCGCCAACCGAAGAGAAGACUAUCAUCUAUGUGCUUACGCGUAAACCGGAUCCAAUUGACUUGCAGGCAACCUACCAAGAGGCAGCACCCAAGCAGCCCAGCAAACCGGAAGUAUACUUCAUUAAGUAUCGCACACAAGAAGAAGCGCAACAUGCACAACGCACAAUCCAAG